Ectocarpus sp. CCAP 1310/34 is the source of this 802-nucleotide messenger RNA. The record is from the annotation of a GenBank genome assembly. NCBI's taxonomy places the organism in Eukaryota, Phaeophyceae, Ectocarpales, Ectocarpaceae.
AUGCCCCGCCUUCCUCCUCCUGCGGUCGCCAUGGCUGUCUGUCUGUCUGUCGGGUGUCUGUCUGUCUGCGCGCCCUAAAUACCCCGCAGACUCGAGCCCAUUUCACCAUCUCGGCACCAAAUUGCAAACAAACUACUGAGUAAAACUUGCGCACAACAAGUAAUAUUUUGCCCGAGCUGUCCCAACCGCUACCUUUGCAAUCCGUGGUCGGUGUCUCGAGAUAGCACACCGUUUGUGCAAAUAUAUAUGUCACAUGGACGCAUCCCCGAGAGGCGUUAUUUUUGUUUUUCUUUGGGCAACAAACUACACGCACGCCUGAAACCACGACGCACUGCCGUGCUGCACACACUGCUGCUGCUACUGGCAAGACACGCACUACACAGAGACAGGGAACAUGGACAAGGGGGGCGGGACACACACACAUACUGCUGUUGGCCACGGCGCAGGAAGCGGGGAACGUUUGGUUGGUCUGGGGUUCAUUCAUCGCUGAUGAUGUUGAUGUUGUUGUCUCCGUUGUUUGUUGUUGUUGUUCAACAAAGCUGCCGGCCUUUGUUUCGCCUUUUGUUCUCUGGAGAGAGAGGGAGUCCCACCAACCAGCGUAUGAUGCACACACCACACAGCGAGAGCGGGAUGGGAGCAGGGUGUGCCCUAUACUACUGCUGCUGUUAGCUUUAGGCGGAGGAAGCGAGAGGAGAGAUAUUGAUUGGGUCUCUGUGGGUCCAUCGGUUGGUUGUUGUUAUUGUGUUGCGACGCGGCGGGAGGGAGCGGCCUCUGACUCUGCUCUGGAGAGAGGCACACAUAC